CAGAGCCCCAACAGGGAACUUUUUUUCCCCACAACCAUGACGACUGAGACCUCCAAGCAACAUUUGGAUCCAUCUAAUCCUCGCUCCAGUCCAGCGGUGGCUGCUUUGAACGCCGCACAGCCAGUGAUGGAGAGCGCGCACACCGCAUCACCCAAAUGGAAAAAGGGAAACUCCGGCUUGAGGCGUCCGGAAAAGCCCCCUUACUCGUAUAUCGCCCUCAUUGUCAUGGCAAUUCAAAGCUCGCCGACCAAAAGACUAACGUUGAGUGAAAUCUAUCAGUUCCUGCAGACUCGCUUUUCUUUCUUCAGGGGAGCAUACCAGGGAUGGAAAAACUCCGUCAGACACAACCUGUCUCUGAACGAGUGUUUUAUAAAGCUGCCCAAGGGUCUCGGCAGACCUGGCAAAGGGCACUACUGGACCAUCGACCCCAGUAGUGAGUUCAUGUUCGAGGAGGGCUCCUUCCGUCGCAGACCUCGGGGGUUCCGUCGGAAAUGCCAAGCUAUGAAGCCGAUGUACAGGAUGAUGAAUGGUGUCGGGUUCGGCGCGACCAUGCUGCCGCAAAACUUUGAUUUCCAACCACCUCCAGGCUCAAUAGGGUGCCACAACAGCUAUAACAUAGACCUGAUGGGCAAUACAGUGCCAGCUGGCUUCGAGGGCCUCGGAGGAGGACAUCACGCCUCACACAUGUCAUCAGGCUCCGGCUCAUCGCACAUGGCCGCAUGUCAGGUGGCCUCUAACGUGGACUAUUGCCCGGACAGCAGCAGCAGCCCCCUGCAGUGCUCCCCAGCGAUGGUAGGCACGUUGGACUGUCAGUCUCCUUAUGCAAAUGCGGCCUCGCACUGGAGUUCUCCUGGUGUGUCCUCGUACAUCAAACAGCCGUCACUGGCAACAGGCAGUCCCACGUCUUCUGCGCUGCACUCGGGGAUGUCCUCUUACUCUCUGGACCAAGGCUAUCUGCACCACAAUGCACGAGAUUCCUCAGAGAUCUCAGUGGGUCUGUCUCGAUACUCCGGCCACUCAGCUCCCGCGUGCGACCGGAAGGACUUCGUGUUGAACCUCUCUUCCCUGCACCCCAGCACCGGCGGAUCGUACUAUCACCAGCUCCAUCACCACCACCAAAAUGUCUAUCAAGACGUGAAGCCAUGUGUCAUGUGACAUAAUAACCAA
Messenger RNA from Cyclopterus lumpus (lumpfish), 1167 nucleotides. Its product is annotated as forkhead box protein F2-like. Gene Ontology annotation, biological process: regulation of transcription by RNA polymerase II; animal organ morphogenesis. Gene Ontology annotation, cellular component: nucleus. Bases 37 to 1155 code for a protein of 372 amino acids. Lineage: Eukaryota; Metazoa; Chordata; Actinopteri; Perciformes; Cyclopteridae. The transcript is spliced from 2 exons. The record is from RefSeq and is a predicted model, not a curated record. Gene Ontology annotation, molecular function: DNA-binding transcription factor activity, RNA polymerase II-specific; RNA polymerase II cis-regulatory region sequence-specific DNA binding.